Molecule: messenger RNA, 792 nt
Organism: Cajanus cajan (pigeon pea)
Lineage: Eukaryota; Viridiplantae; Streptophyta; Magnoliopsida; Fabales; Fabaceae
Source: RefSeq, a predicted model, not a curated record
UUUAUGUCAGAACAUUAUGGUGUCGCUUAAUCAAUGUGGCGAGUGGGAGAAGGCUUUGUUGUUGUUCUUUUAAUCUGGCAACAAUGAGCUAAUUUAUAAGUGUCCACUAUUUAUUUUUCUUCCCAUUGAAAAUUGAAACCGGUGAAUCUGGCAUUGAGGGUAUAUUGAAUCGGUUGGAGAAACAAAGAAAUAGUGUUUUAGGACUUGGCUUAAUAGAGAAAGAAGAUGGUGUUUUUAGCGAAAGUAAUGAAGAUAAAGAUGAAUGGGAUCAUAGAACAACAAUGAAUGCAUUAGCUGCUGGCCUUGAAAAUAGUAGUAGAGCGUCCUCAUUGAGCCCUACAAGCACUCAUCUUAGUGGUUCUCGGAUCAAACAUGAUCAGCACGGAUUAGGUUCUGAAAAUUUAAGAAACUCGCUUGAGCCAGAGAUGUGGAGAAGUUGGAUUAUUCAGAGAACUGGUGUUUCGGAUGCAGAUUUUGAAGAUGCUGAAAUUGUUCCUGGUGAAACUCAGAAAGGAGGUAUCAGUGGUGCUUCAGGACAACCUGAUAUCCUCAACGGAAGGGAGUUUUCUUCUGAACUUAUAAACAAAGAAACAGGAUUAUAUUCUCUUGAUGGAAAUGCAAAUAAUAAUGACAUUAAAUCCCGUAUACAGCAUCUGAAAUUGGAGCUAUCUUCUGUUCUUCACUCGUUGAGGUCUAGCACAGAUAUAACUGCAAUGCAGACAGUGAGUGUGAUAAUAUAAUAAACUAGUAAUGGAACUUGUCUGUGAAUUACCCCAACAAAAAGAAAAGAAA